Messenger RNA from Neoarthrinium moseri, 2172 nucleotides. RefSeq lists its product as uncharacterized. Gene Ontology annotation, molecular function: beta-N-acetylhexosaminidase activity. The record is from RefSeq and is a predicted model, not a curated record. NCBI's taxonomy places the organism in Eukaryota, Fungi, Ascomycota, Sordariomycetes, Amphisphaeriales, Apiosporaceae. The transcript is spliced from 4 exons. Bases 1 to 2172 code for a protein of 723 amino acids. Gene Ontology annotation, biological process: carbohydrate metabolic process.
AUGAAGUGCACGCAGGCAUUUCUUGGUGCCAUAAUUGGGCACGCCCAUGCAAGCGUCUUCUUGCCCGGUAUCCCUACUGUACCGUUCCAGAGUAAUAAAACCGAAAACUUUACCAUUGCCAAUGUCAAAUCUAUAAUUGUAGACACACGGUUUGCGGAUUUGGUGGACAAAAACGGCCAAACGCUCAUACCGCCGUCACUUUUUGCAUUUGCCGUGGUUUUUGCUAAUGACUUGCACGAUGUCUUCAACAUAUCAGCAGAGGUAUCAAACGGGACUAGUUGCUCAAUGAGUAGCAUAUUCCUGACCAUUGGUGUGGCUGAUGAGUAUAUCGAUGCGGGUGGUCGUCAGACUUCUGAAGGUUAUAGCCUGGAAGUCAGUCCGUCGUGUACAAUCAUCACGGGUGCCUCGCCUCUUGGGGCGUGGUGGGGUACUCGGAGUAUCCUUCAGCAAGCCAUACUAUCACUUGCCGACUCGGGAUCAGCUUCUGUGCCCACUGGCUCUGGCCUCGAUGUCCCUGGCUGGUCGACACGAGGCAUGAUGCUUGAUGCUGGCCGCCACUAUUACCCGCCUGGUUUCUUAACAGAGCUCUGCAGCUACAUGUCGUUCUUUAAACAGAAUACUCUGCAUCUCCAUCUGAGUGACAAUCUUUAUAAUAACCCCAAUUACACGAUCGACCAGUCUCUUGAGCUUUACGCGCGGUUCCGUUUGUGGAGCGAGGAGUCGGCUGUAGCCGGGCUCAAUCUUUUCGCCAAUGAGUCUUACGACCGACUGACAUUUGACGAGAUCCAGUCGAGCUGUGCUUCACGUGGCAUCACGGUGGUCCCUGAGAUCGAAGCACCUGGGCACGCCCUUGUGAUAGCUCAGUGGAAACCGCAGCUAGGUCUCGACGGCGACAUUAGCUUACUUAAUAUUUCUCACCCCGGGACGAUUCCCACGAUGAAGGAUAUAUGGGCCACCUUCCUCCCCUGGUUCCAUACCAAGGUAGUUUCGAUAGGUGCUGACGAGUACACGGGACCUGAAGCUGACUACAAUACGUUUGUGAAUGCUAUGAAUUCUUUCAUAGGCACGACAAGUGGAAAGUCUAUACGUAUUUGGGGAACCUUUCCUCCUAGAUGUGAGUACCGCCUGUGCACCAGCCGGGCUGCCUGCAGCUCGUCGGUCCAACACUGGGAAUACUUUGAAGACAAUCCGUUUUAUGACUAUAUUUUGAAUAACUACUCGGUGGUCAAUUCAAAUGACGAUUUCUACAUCGUGAACAAAUAUGCACCACCUGGUGGAUAUCUCAACACGAUAAACCUGACCAAGACUUUCCACGGCUCGCCUGACGGAGAAUACUGGAGGCCCAACAUUUUCGAUCAGCGUAAUGUAACCAACAACCCGCCUGCAUCAAACGCAUACGUACUUGGAUCCAUCGUACCCCUUUGGAACGACUACGGCUACAAUGCCACGGUCUACUCGGAGGCGUACUACGCCUGGCGUGAAGGCAUACCUGCCUUGGCAGAUAAGCAGUGGGGCGGUAAUCUUAGUGAGGCAUCGUUCACCAGCGCCUUCGAUGUGCUGCACCCUCAUGUUCCGGGACAAAAUCUUGACCGGGUAAUACCUUCCCUGUCCGACACUAUUGUCAACUACACGCUUGCGGAACCAACAGGCUUGGUUGCCGGCGCUAUUGCUGACGCAUCGGGCAAUUCGUACACGGCCUAUACGGACUGCGUGGAGUUUGAUGCCACUCCAGGAACACCAGCGCUGUCGAUCUCAGGUGGCUGCAGCGUGAGCACUCCACUGGAGUCCAAGGGACGUAACUAUACCUUGACUGUCUCGUUGCGUAUCGACUCACUUGAGGCACCUAACAAUGCAACGCUCAUCAGCGGUCGAGAUUCGGUCCUUAUGUUAACUCCCAACAUCACCAUGUUUGCUGGCGGCAAUCACUUCCGUCUCAACGCAACAGUGCCACAGACGGAGUGGUUUGAAUUGAAACUUAUCGGCCGAGGCAACCGUACAUUUGCUGCAGUCAAUAACGGUGAAGAGAUGGAGUUCCUCGCCAAGAUGGGGAUCAAUGGGGUUUACUUUCACUGGGCAGAAAUAGCUCUUGAAGCACCCCUGAGGAUAGUUGGUGGACGAGGCAUCGGGUGGACCGGCUCAUUCGGAGGCAUGUCCCUAACGUCUAUUGCCUGA